Aspergillus sclerotioniger CBS 115572 is the source of this 3425-nucleotide messenger RNA. RefSeq lists its product as uncharacterized. Bases 435 to 3119 code for a protein of 894 amino acids. The transcript has a single exon. NCBI's taxonomy places the organism in Eukaryota, Fungi, Ascomycota, Eurotiomycetes, Eurotiales, Aspergillaceae. The record is from RefSeq and is a predicted model, not a curated record.
CAUAACAAACACCCAACUCUGUAGAUACUCUGGGUGAGGGACUCUCCCCCCAUUUUCUUUGUCCUUCUCCGAGAGUGGGACUGACUGCAGGGCCGGCGCUCGCCAUGCCACCUACUGUAAGCUCCUCGUCGCCAUCACCACCACCCCGUCUUGGAUCAAUCCACCAUCGAUUUCAUCGCCGCUUGCCAGCUUGUAGUGAGCAAAGCCCUUGGUAGCCUGCUGACAGUUCCCAGUUCAGAUCUUCUCGCUCCGGUCGCCAAUUCGGCGACGGCGCCAACCGCAACAGAAGUCAGAUCGAUCAUGAUGUGUUUGAGGGCCUCCCUGUACGACGAUGGACACGACAAACCCAAACGGUCUCGCAAGUUCCCAAGACCGAAGUCCCGGAAGCCGUCGUGCAGGGCCCCGGGGGGAAACCAACCAUACCAGAGCACCCAAUGCCGAGGGACAGCCACCUUUUGGGUCCAAUGAGCCGAGCCCUACUGCGAGCCGCCCGCGCCGGGUGCAUAUACAUCCGCCAGGCAUCAAAAGACUCCGAGGACGAGGAGAAAGAAGCGACCGAUGGGGAAGAACCACCCCUAAUCCAGAGCACGGAGCGCAGCUUCGUCACGCGCAAAUGGACGACGGUACCGAGACAUUUGGAAUCGGCCGAAGUCGAAUUCCUUGCCAAACGACGACCGGGCUUGCCAUCACUAUACGGUGCCGCUGCUUCAUCUGCCGAUGGAAACAAUGCUGCUGCGCCGAUGAGGAGGACACGAUUCAAGAAGGUUGAUCCGACAACUGGGAAUAUCUCGAUCUACGAAGCCUGGGUGCCGGAAGGACACAAAAUUGAGGGAGAGAUCACAGAAGGAGCACAAGUUGUAGCCGACAAUAGCGCGAUCACAGUGACUCCUGAGGCGCCAGCGCCAGGUACGGUCAUUGAGGGGGUUGGAGUCGUCAACGCCGAAGGUGUGGUAGUCGCAGAUACUACCUCUGCGGCUGUCAUGACUCCUCCCAAAAGACGGCCGCCUCCCCCCAAGCGUAAGGCAAAAGGCGUUGGGAAAGGACGCAGAAAGAAGGUCAUGUUUGCUCCCGGUGAAGGCGCGGAUGCCUCCCUGGUUCAUGAUGCCAAUUCCAGUGGUGUUGAUGGCGCAGCAGAGUAUGUCAAGGAUGAGGACACGGACCCGUCACGGAUGUCAAUGGAUCGGAAUGGCCAGGAAGAUGAAGAUGAAGAGGGUGACGAUGGCGAUGAGAGCGACGAGGGUGACGAAUCGAUGCUAGAUGCAAAGACUCCGGAAACUCCGCUUCCACGUCCCAGUACCGAGCCGCCGGCCGACUCAGUGCCUGCGUCUGCACCUGCUCUUGCCUCUGACUUCGCUUCGGCAACAGAACCGGCUGCAACAACUGCACCGGACACUACGGAAGCUGCCGUGCCUGCUCCAGGGAUUUCAUCCGCAGAAGCUUCAGAAACCCCGGCACAACCAGUCAUGCCGCUAACUGAGCCGCCAGUUGCCGAACCUCCCGCAGAAGUGGUUGCCAGUCUGCCCGAAUCAGCAAAUUUUGAGAAGCCAAGUGAGGCACCAACAUCUACAGAGGAUGUGGAGAUGGCUGAAGCCACCCCAAUACCUGAACCUGAAGAUAUCGUACCCGCUGCUCCUUCUCGGCAAGAAAUAGCUAUACAGCAACAGGAGCCGGCUCCGGAGAGCGCUGGAACUGCUCCUACCCUAUUACCCCAGGAGGCUCCUCAAGCUUCGGUAACAGAAGCGUCCCCAGUCGUACCAGCGGUGGAGCAGGCUGUCAGUGAAACGCCUGCGGAGAAGUCAAUGGAAACGGCUCAGACAGGCCCUGAUGUGGCCCAGGUGGCAAUCCAGGAUGAUCAGGUGAUGGACUCAAUCAUGGAGGAUUUUGCACCCCUCGUUCAAACAGCACACAACCAACCCCUAGAGGAACAGCCAGUCGAACAAGCUGUUCCUGAACAAGCCCAACCCCAACCUAGCCAGGUUAUUGCAGAUGAUAAGGAAGUCGACCUCCUGGGUACUUUGGAAGCAAGUUUGGGCCGUCCGCCGAACGAAGAACAGGAUGGCGAUCAAGUAAUGGACGUUGGGAACGAGGCCGAUGCGCAAACCCCCGUCGAGCAGCCCGCUGUCACAGAACCAGCCGAGCGGGAUGAGGAUAGAAGAGCAAAACAUGUCGCGGAGGUCACUGAAGUGGCUACUGAAGCGGCCACCGAACCGGGCGAACAAAUCGCAGAACCCUCAGCAGAAAAGCGCACAGAGGAACCUCCAAGGCCUAUUGAACAAGUUCUAGAAAUACCGGCAGAACAAAUCGCAGAGCAGGUAGAAGAACAGGCAGAAGAACAGGCAGAAGAACAGGCAGAAGAGCAGGCAGAAGAACAGGCAGAAGAGCAGGCAGAAGAGCAGGCAGAAGAGCAGGCAGAAGAGCAGGCAGAAGAGCCAGUCUUGGAGCAACAUUUCCUGCCACAACAGCCUGACCAGUCAGAGCUACCUGUCCAAUCAGAGCUACCUGUCCAACCAGAGCAACCUGUACAGCCUGUGCAGCAAGAACAGCCAGAGCAACCUGUACAGUCUGUCCAGCAAGAACAGCCUGUGGAGCAAGAACAGCCCGUGGAGCAAGAACAGCCCGUGGAGCAAGAACAGCCCGUGGAGCAAGAACAGCCCGUGGAGCAAACAAUAGCACAGGUCCUGGAGGAUGUCCCAUUCCAGGCUGCGGCCCCAACUCCUGAUAUUGCCACUGAGCAGCAGAGCGAGCAGCCGCCUGUCGAGCAACCAUCCGAGCCUCAGACUGAGCAACCACAAGAGGCACUGGAAGCCCCUGUGCUAGUCAGCACAGAGGAGCCAGCUCCCCAGGUGGAAGAAGCAGCAGCUCCACCUCAGCAGCCAGAGGAAGCCCAAGCACCCAAAGAAACCACUCCACCUGCAUCAACUACAGUGGAGGACGUACAACAACAGACAGAGCCGGUAUCGGCACCACAACCCCAGGCCGAGCAACCCUCCGAGCUUAUUACUGAAAAGGUCUUUACCCCAGGCGACUCUGCGCCCAUUCCCGAGCCUAUACCCAAGCAAAACCAAGAGGGCGCAAAUCCCGAAGAGGCAGAGCAAUCAGCCGAGACUACUGCAGCUUAGGCUCAUAUAGAGCCUAUUCUUUCCAAAUAUACUCAUUAUCAGACUUCUUGGAACCAGAAAUGUUGUUGCCAGUUCAGGCGCAGCUAGGAACGGCGCUAUGGCGCGAUAGCCAGAAAGGCUUGAUUUACUUGAAUUGAUUAUUGCUGUCCGCAGCAUAGCCAUCAUCGGGUUUCUCUUUUGUUGUAUCAUAGGGCUUUCAUUUCACAUCAUUAGAUGCAGUGUACAACAUGGCACAUAAACUUGUCUUUUCGGGGUUUGGGGUUUUCCUCCUCUCUUCUAUAAUGCAGCUCAUCGCACACAAACCAG